UAAUACUAGCUGGCCUAUUUAUGAAAUUUCAUUUAUGAACCCUAGCCUAGCUUGCUUCAGCUUCUUACUUUUUCGCGCUCGCUCUGUUGUGAAUAGAGAUUCAUCACUUCCACUCGGCCCAUUCUCCGCUUUCUUCAAAUCGUAAACUUUUUUGGGAUUGAAGACCGAAUCGUUAGAAAUUUUCAGGGUACAAUGGCUUCCAACAUCUCGCCCGCUGCCUUUGAUAAAGAACAGUUUUUGGAUGUGUUUCAAUAAUUCAUGUGGUCAUGGAGCAGAUAUUUGGAAUGGCUGAAAAGGAGAUGGAAUAUAGGGUUGAAUUAUUCAACAAGAUGACCCAGACCUGUUUCAAGAAGUGUGUUGACAAUAGGUACAAGGAGUCUGAGCUAAAUAUGGGUGAAAAUAGUUGCAUUGACCGCUGUGUUUCAAAAUACUGGCAUGUGACUAAUCUAGUUGGUCAGCUGCUUGGUUCUGGGAGGCCUCCAAUGUAAUCCAAGUGUAUUGUAUUUGCUUUUGCGGUUAGCAAUCUGUGAGCUAUGUCUACGAUAUUAUUAGUUGUUGCUUCACUGGCUUCCUUCCUUCCCAAGGAAGCAUAAAUUUUAAUACUUUGCGAGGUCUUUAUUUUUGUGGUCAAUCUGCUUUGUUUAGAAAGGGAUUGAUGAGUUUUUUUUUUUGUCUAAACCUCAGGUUUAUCAGGAGAAAAUAUCCUAAUAAAUUUGGAGUUUGACCGAAAAGUAAGUAAAAUUUAAUCAAUAAUUAUUUUUGGGAUUGAUGAGCUUUUGAGGUAACCAAUGGUGAACAAUAAAAUUAAUUUUAGAUAAA
Messenger RNA from Glycine soja, 819 nucleotides. Its product is annotated as mitochondrial import inner membrane translocase subunit TIM10-like. The record is from RefSeq and is a predicted model, not a curated record. Lineage: Eukaryota; Viridiplantae; Streptophyta; Magnoliopsida; Fabales; Fabaceae. Gene Ontology annotation, cellular component: mitochondrial inner membrane. The transcript has 7 exons. Bases 267 to 488 code for a protein of 73 amino acids. Gene Ontology annotation, biological process: protein insertion into mitochondrial inner membrane.